CCCCACAAUUUUCAAAGAGCGGAAACAUGAUAGGAACUGUUGUGUUGUUCUGUGUUUUGCAUCUCGCAGUAGGGAAAAAGAAUGUACUGUUUUUUGCUGUGGAUGACCUUCGACCACAGUUGACGUGCUACGAGGGCGCGGACUUCCCAUCGCCCGUCCACCCGCCGAUGCACACGCCUAACCUGGACGCCCUAGCCGGCAGAUCACUCCUUCUGAAGCGCGCCUACGUGCAGCAGGCUGUGUGUUCCCCUAGCCGGACGUCGCUCCUCACCGGCCGCCGACCGGAUACCACGCAUAUCUAUGAUCUUGUGCACUACUUCCGGAAACUUGGUGGAAACUUUACAACGAUUCCAGAGUAUUUCAAAAUGAAUGGAUACAUUUCCGCUGGAAUGGGCAAAAUCUUUCACCCCGGCGCAGCGAGCGGCCACGAUGAUCCAAUAUCCUGGUCUGUGCCGUACUUCCACGCCACAACUUACUGGGAAAACCGGGAUAACAGUUGGAAGGCGAUUCCUGACGGGAUGCUAAAGGAGAAACCGCUGGUAGACUUUCAGAUUAAGGAACAAGCGUUAAAAACACUUAAUGAGUUUACUUCCGGUGGGCAGUAUGAGGGAAAGCCGUUCUUCAUCGCCGUUGGGUUCCAUCGGCCACAUCUGCCGUUUGUAUUCCCCGAAUCGUAUCUGCAGUAUUACCCGGAAGAACAGAUACGACUUCCGACUAAUGAAUAUGCACCUGUGGACAUGCCGUCCGUCGCGUGGAGCGAAUACGGUGAGCUACGUACAUACCUCGACCAAGCCAAACUUAACGCUUCCGGUAACAUCAACACGUCACUUCCUGACGAUGACGUCAGAGCACUUAGGCGAGCCUACUACAGCGCGGUAAGUUGGACCGAUUCGCUUAUCGGCGAGGUGAUGGGAGAAAUGGAGAGUCUCGGCUUCGCAAAUGACACGAUCGUAUCUUUCUGGGGCGACCACGGCUGGCAGCUUGGCGAACACGGGGAAUGGUGCAAACAUACAAACUUCGAGCUCGCCACGCAUGCGCCGAUGAUGGUGCAUGUUCCGGGAAUGACGGAUGAUGGCAUAGUAACGGAGAAGUUGACUGAAUUUGUUGAUCUGUUUCCUACACUCGUCGAGGCCGCCGGGCUUGGAUCAAUGGACCUAUGUCCGGAAGUGUCUAAUAACGUGACCCUUUGCCGCGAAGGUGAAAGCCUAGUUCCCUUGAUGAAGAAUCCAAACGCUCCGUGGAAAGACGCUUCAUUUUCACAGUACCCGAGACUCCAGAACGGUACAAAAAUUAUGGGCUACACGGUACGUACGGACCAGUACCGGUACACGGAGUGGCCCAAGUUUAAUUAUGCUCCGGAAUAUAAACCUGUCUGGACAGACUUGUUUGGCGUGGAACUGUACGACCACAAAAUUGACCCAGAAGAAAACAGAAAUCGGGCGAAAGAUCCUGCUUACGCCGUGGUGGCACAAGGGCUCAGUAAGAAACUGCGGGCAGGAUGGAGGGCCGCUCGAUCCCCCCAACCUGGUCCAUAUUGAUGUACAGCAUGUUUUGUUGGUUUUGGAACUAUUAAAGGAUUUUUGAUAUCUUUGUUGUGAUGUAAUUUUUAUGAAAUAAAAUUUGUUGAAAAUAA
Messenger RNA from Mya arenaria, 1633 nucleotides. Its product is annotated as iduronate 2-sulfatase-like. Lineage: Eukaryota; Metazoa; Mollusca; Bivalvia; Myida; Myidae. Bases 27 to 1538 code for a protein of 503 amino acids. The record is from RefSeq and is a predicted model, not a curated record. Gene Ontology annotation, molecular function: iduronate-2-sulfatase activity. The transcript has a single exon.